Molecule: messenger RNA, 1509 nt
Organism: Thalassophryne amazonica
Lineage: Eukaryota; Metazoa; Chordata; Actinopteri; Batrachoidiformes; Batrachoididae
Product: cytochrome P450 3A30-like
Exons: 15
Coding region: 1-1509 (502 amino acids)
Molecular function (GO): oxidoreductase activity, acting on paired donors, with incorporation or reduction of molecular oxygen; iron ion binding; steroid hydroxylase activity
Source: RefSeq, a predicted model, not a curated record
AUGAAUGUUUGGCCAGAUUUUUCCAUCGAGACCUGGGCUUUAAUAGUAGUUGCCUUUACUUUCAUCACAAUAUAUGGAUAUCCUCCUUAUGGAUUUUUCAAGAAAUUAGGUAUCCAUGGACCAACACCUUUGCCCUUCGUUGGGACAUUUUUGGGAUACUUACAGGACAUCCACAACUAUGACAAAAAAUGCUAUCAGAUGUAUGGAAAGGUGUGGGGGUUGUAUGAUGGAAGGCAGCCUGUACUGGCUGUAAUGGACACAUCCAUGAUCAAAACCAUUCUGGUUAAGGAGUGCUAUUCUGUUUUCACCAACAGGCGGGAUUUUGGCUUUAACGGAUCACUGCACGAUGCCACGUCAGUUGUAGAAGAUGAGGAAUGGAAGAGAAUCCGCAGUGUGCUUUCUCCGUCAUUCACAAGCGAUCAACUGAAAGAGGUAUUUUGGACCAUUCUUCUUUACAAAACGUCAGGUAGUCAGCCAACCUAUGAAAGCCUGGUACAGAUGGAAUACCUGGACUUGGUGUUGAAUGAGUCAAUGAAGCUUUACCCAGUUGCCAGUCAUCUCGAGAGAAUGGCAAAGACCUCUGUGGAAGUGAACGGGCCUGAGGUCUUCAAAGCUGACAGGUUUCGCAAAGAGAACAAAGACAACAUAGAUCCUUAUGCCUUCCUACCUUUUGGAGCAGGGCCAAGGAACUGCAUUGGCAUGCGGUUUGCAAUCUUGAUGAUGAAAUUGGCCAUUGUGGAAAUCCUUCAGAACUUCAGCUUUGUUACCUGCAAGGAAACCAUUAACCAAGUGGACUUUGUGCAGCUGAUGGUGGAUACUCAGAUCGAAGAAGGUGCUGCACAGGAUAAGAGCUCACUCAAAGGGCUGCCUGCCCAUGAGAUCCUAUCACAGGCCAUGAUAUUUAUAUUUGCUGGAUAUGAAACCAGCAACAGCUCACUGUACUUUUUAGCAUACAACCUCGCAACCAACCCUGACAUCCAAAAGACUCUGCAAGAGGAGAUCGAUGAAACAUUCCCAGAGAAGAGUCAGCCAACCUAUGAAAGCCUGGUACAGAUGGAAUACCUGGACUUGGUGUUGAAUGAGUCAAUGAAGCUUUACCCAGUUGCCAGUCAUCUCGAGAGAAUGGCAAAGACCUCUGUGGAAGUGAACGGGGUGACAAUCCCCAAAGGAACUGUCAUGAUACCAGUUUACCCGCUCUACUAUGACCCCAUGCUAUGGCCUCAGCCUGAGGUCUUCAAAGCUGACAGGUUUCGCAAAGAGAACAAAGACAACAUAGAUCCUUAUGCCUUCCUACCUUUUGGAGCAGGGCCAAGGAACUGCAUUGGCAUGCGGUUUGCAAUCUUGAUGAUGAAAUUGGCCAUUGUGGAAAUCCUUCAGAACUUCAGCUUUGUUACCUGCAAGGAAACCAUUGUUCCAUUGUUGUUGAUCACUGAUGGCUUCACAACUCCACAGCAUCCCAUCAAACUGAAGCUGAAGCCCAGAUCAACUCCCACAGAAUGUCCAAGUUAA